Messenger RNA from Labrus mixtus (cuckoo wrasse), 1700 nucleotides. RefSeq names its product transcription termination factor 1, mitochondrial. Gene Ontology annotation, cellular component: mitochondrial matrix. The transcript has 2 exons. Bases 148 to 1311 code for a protein of 387 amino acids. Gene Ontology annotation, biological process: termination of mitochondrial transcription; regulation of DNA-templated transcription. Lineage: Eukaryota; Metazoa; Chordata; Actinopteri; Labriformes; Labridae. Gene Ontology annotation, molecular function: double-stranded DNA binding. The record is from RefSeq and is a predicted model, not a curated record.
GCGAGAGUUUGCGAAGUCUCACAGUUUCGUUGAUUCGCAGUCGCUGAAAACAUGCUUUUCUCACCGGCUUCUCUCUGGUCAUCGUAAAACUAAGUGUUGUAAAUGGUCCAGUGACACUCGGGUUCAUUGUAGCCCUACUUUUAGAGAAUGUCAGCACUAUCUGGAAUGACGGCUCUCCUCAGCCUCCAUCGAUCACUGACAUUGCAAAGCCGCUUCAUGCCUGUUGCAGCACAGUUGACAUCCACCUACCUUGCCAGGAGGCUUUGCAGCUCUUCUAAAACAAAUGAUGACCCAAAGCCGCCAGGCACCGAAAAUGAAUCUUUGCUGGAGAACCUGAAUCUCAUGGGAGUUGAUGUGAGGAAGGCGCAGGAGCGGCAGCCGGGGGUGUUCCGCAGAGCCUUUACUAAUGAGCAAGGUGUUCAUCAAUUUCUUCAAGGCAAAGGUGCCAGCCGCAAAGUAAUCGCUGGAAUCAUAUCACGUUACCCCCGUGCAAUCACCCGCUCGAUCGCACACUUGGAGCAGCGUUGGGGUCUGUGGAGGAAAAUUUUCAAGACUGAUGAAGAAAUAGUGAGCAUCCUGGAUCGUUCACCUGAGUCUUUCUUCCGCUCCAGUGAUAAUGUAAACUUGGAGAAGAACAUAGCUUUUCUGACCUCACUGGGACUGAGCACCAAAGACCUCCAUCGGAUGCUGGCAACAGCACCCAGAACGUUCUCCAACAGUUUAGAGCUCAACAGGCAGAUGGUGGAGUUUCUGGAGGACAUCUGUUCUGAACUCGGUGGAAAGAAUCCUCCGCUUUUUGCCAAAAACAUCAUAUCCAGAAAUCUUUACAUUCUCAUUAAAAGCACUAAGAGGGUCAGGACAAACAUAGACAUCCUGAGAGCUUCUCUCAAGUUAAGUGAUGCAGAACUGCUUGUUCUCUUUCAAGGCCCUGGGGCAGAAAUCCUGGACCUUUCCAAUGAAUACCUGAAAAGGAAUUUGAACUGUUUAGAGCUGAAGAUGGUUGCACUUGGCUACCAAAAAGCUGACAUGAACAAACUGAUAAUCAGUUAUCCAUUGGUUCUGUACAUUGGGCCAGACACACUGAGCUCUAAGCUGGACUGUCUCCUACAAGGAGGCAUAACAAUAAAGCAGAUAAUAGAAAAGCCAAAGGUUUUAGACUACAGCACACAGAACAUUAAAGGGCGACUAGAGCAGCUGCAUAAGGUGGGCUACGACUUCCAGAGGAAUGGCAUCAACAUCCUGGACUCAAGCAAAAAACGCUUUGAUGCAAAACUGGAAAAACUUAAAGCUUUUCCAGAAGAAUAUAUGUGAUAAUGCUGAAUGUUGCUUAAACUUUACUUCAGAGUAAUCAGGUUUUUCUGAAAAUGUCAUUUGCUGUUGUAGUUCAAGAUAUUUUUCUUCUCUGAUGACUUUUCACUUUCAUUAUGAUUCACUCUGCUUGAUAUUAUUCUUGACUACUUUUUACAUAAAUAAAUAGUGGAACUCAACCGUUCCUUAAACCCAAAUACGCAUCUUCAAAUUGCUUGCUCAAAGCAAUGCUCAAGAAACCCAAAGCUAUUUGAUGAUUCUGAUAACAAACCUAUAAAACCAACCAUGUAAGUAAGACAAUGGGGGCAAGGAAUAUAUUUCAAUUGAAGUUUGUGAUUCUGUCUUGAAAUAAAAUUAUAUUUAUAUAUAUAUAAAAAAAAGUGAUGAGCAAA